Phanerochaete carnosa HHB-10118-sp is the source of this 1560-nucleotide messenger RNA. RefSeq lists its product as uncharacterized. The record is from RefSeq and is a predicted model, not a curated record. Gene Ontology annotation, molecular function: iron ion binding; monooxygenase activity; oxidoreductase activity, acting on paired donors, with incorporation or reduction of molecular oxygen. NCBI's taxonomy places the organism in Eukaryota, Fungi, Basidiomycota, Agaricomycetes, Polyporales, Phanerochaetaceae. The coding region runs from base 1 to 1560 and encodes 519 amino acids. The transcript has 13 exons.
AUGCCAUUCCCAGUCUUCCCAGUCUCUGCCCUAGCGUAUCUGUGGGUGGGCCUCGCGUUCGUCUGCUUUUUCGCCGUUCGGUUUAAGAAGCGGCCGCGGUACCCUCCGGGCCCCAAGGGACUUCCCAUCGUGGGCAACUUCUUCGACGUACCCAGUGAUUAUGCUUGGAUAACAUACGGAGACCUCGGACGGCAAUACGGGUCUGACAUUAUACACUUGGAGGUGUUUGGAUCGCACAUCGUAGCGUUGAACAGCGCGAAGGCUGUGAAAGAUCUUCUUGAGAAGAGAUCUAGCAUUUAUUCCGAUAGAGAGCAGUCGGUUAUGCUCAGUGAGCUAACUGGUUGGGGUCGUAACACCGCCUUCAUGAAAUAUGGCGAUGUUUGGAAAGAGCAUCGCAGGCUGCUUCACCAAUACUUUCGCCCGUUAACUGUGCCGCAGUAUCAUUCAAGUCAGGCGAAGAACAUUCAUCGUCUGUUGCAAUCGCUACUGGACUCCCCGGAAGAAUUUGUAGAGCACAUCCAAUUCUUGACAGGAGCCACAAUACUCGAUGUUGUGUAUGCGUUCGACGUGCGGCCAGGUGACCCCAUGAUUGAACUCGUCGAGAAGGCAGUGCGUACCGCAACGGAAAUUAUGCAUGCAGGUGUAUACCUAGGUGUGUAUCACAAUUCCUUACAGAUGCAUUUAAGGCAUCUCCCGUCCUGGUUUCCCGGAGCUGGCUUCAAGCGUCAAGCUGCCGAGUGGAAAACUUUGGUCGACGACAUGCAUGAGAUGCCUUACGGUCAAUUUAAGGCAUCGAUGAGAAAAGGCCAUGCAGAGCCUUGUUUCACGGCCACUUUGCUCUCAGCAGAUGAAACGAACGAGGAUAUGACGCGCUUGGACGAAGUAUUUAUGAGUGUGACUGGGGCGGCCUACGCAGGCGGAGCUGAUACUACUGCGGCGGGCCUCGCGACAUUCCUGUUAGCUGUGACCAUGUUUCCUCAGACACAAGUCGCAGCUCAUGAAGAGCUUGAUCGAGUCCUGGGCAGGAGGCGCUUGCCUGAAAUUGAAGAUCGGGAAUCUUUGCCCCACAUCACUGCUAUCCUUCACGAGGUCAUGCGCUGGCAUCCAACGGCGCCGCUUGGAAUCCCACAUCGGACCACUACUGACGACGACUAUCAAGGAUAUCACAUUCCAGCUGGGACCGUGAUAUUUGGUAAUGCCUGGGCUAUACUACACAACGAGGACAUUUACCCAGACCCCGAAGCCUACAAGCCAGAACGAUACCUCAACGAAGAUGGCGGGCUGAGGGAUGACAUACCCUACCCUAUCGAGGCGUUCGGUUACGGUCGGCGAAUUUGUCCCGGUCGCCACUUUGCGCACGAUAUCCUGUGGCAGGCCAUUGCAAACAUCCUUACCGUCUUCAAGAUCGAGCGCGCUCUGGACAAUAACGGGAACGAGAUUGUACCGAAGGGAGAGACAACUCCCCAUUUGAUUAGUACGCCGAAACCUUUCAAAUGCCGAUUCACUCUGCGGUUUCCAGGAGCGGAGACUCUAAUUCGUUCAGCUGCGCUGACAGAUUGA